Messenger RNA from Eruca vesicaria subsp. sativa (arugula), 1809 nucleotides. The record is from the annotation of a GenBank genome assembly. Lineage: Eukaryota; Viridiplantae; Streptophyta; Magnoliopsida; Brassicales; Brassicaceae.
UCGGGUAACGUUGACGUUUAACAGCGAGAGGUUCUGAUCUCUCUCUCUGGGAAAUGGCAGGCAGAUUCCGACUAGAUGCGGUUGUGUCGGCGAUAGUGAUAGUUCACCCGCACGAGAUUCCGGCGUUGCUCCACUCCUCUUCCUGUUUCUUCUUCAUAUUGAGCGCAUAUUUCGUUGUUCUUCCACUACGCGAUGAAGGAGCAAUAUCGCUUGGUUUAUCAAAGCUCCCAAUUCUGUUCGUUGGAUCUCUGUUUCUCACUCUGAUCGCUGCGCCUGUUUCCACCUUGAUCUUCUCUUUACCCAAUUUGUCCAAAUCCAAGGCUUUGGUUAUUAUACAUAGAUUCUUUAGUCUCUCGCUUGUUCUCUGUUUCCUUCUCUGGCGUGCCUCCCCAACCGAGUCUAUAGCUAUACCAUCUAAUUCUAAGGAUGCGUCCGACCUAACAAAAGACCCCAAAGUUGGUAUUGAUGGAGCUAAUCCUGCUUCUGGAUGGGAUAGUCAUGGCUGGUUUUACAUUUCUGUUCGUGUUGGAUUUUUCCUUUGGGUUGCGUUGCUUAACCUCGUAGCUAUUUCUUCAACCUGGGCUAGAAUAAUUGACGUUAUGGAUAGUGAGUCAGGUGCAAGGCUGUUUGGUUUUGUUGGUGCUGGUGCUACCCUUGGACAGCUUUUUGGAUCUGUGUUUGCUGCUGCAACUGCUUGGAUGGGUCCAUAUCUACUUCUAUUUGCUGCUCUUUUGAUGGAAUUUGCUGCACAGUCUUCAAAAGGGAUCACCAAGGAUACUUCACAGUCCUCUGAGGAGUUGUCUCCUCUAAGGAGAACUGAUAAUGAUUAUCAAAGUGAGAGAAGUCAGGAAGCUUCUUCUCCAAAAAUUGGUUCUCCAAAAGUUGCUACUCCUAAAUCGCCUAUCUCCACAACCAGGCCUCAACUUUGGGCCAUCUUAGACGGAAUGAGACUUAUACUAGCAUCACCGUAUCUUUUGCUCGUGUCUUUGUUCCUUUGGCUCGGUGCAGUCAUCUCCUCAUUCUUCUAUUUUCAAAAAGUGAAUGUAAUUGCCACAACAAUCAAAUCAUCUAUUGGUCGAAGAACACUGUUUGCACAGAUAAAUAGCUUUGUUGCAGUUUUCAUACUUAUUGGACAACUGACUCUAACGGGGCGGAUCUUGACUAUAGCUGGUGUCACAGUUGCAAUAUCUGCAUCGCCACUUGUGGCACUUGGGAAUCUGGUUGCUAUUGCGAUAUGGCCAACUUGGGUUGCAGUUGCUGUGUCUGAAACCCUGAGAAAGGUGACAACUUAUGUUGUAACUAGACCUGGAAGGGAACUUUUGUUCACUGUUGUCUCGCAAGACGAGAAAUACAAAGCUAAGGUAUGCAUAGAUGUGAUUGUUCAACGGCUUGGAGAUGCAGCAGCGGCAGGACUAUUCGAAGUACUUACCAUUGCUCUUGGUGGUCAAACAGCAACUGCAUCACUCUAUGCCUUGCCAGUUUGUUUGAUAUGGAUAGUCACGGCCUUCUUUUUAGGCCGGCGCCAAGAACAACUAGCGAAACUCCAGGAGUUAUGGGAAAGAAACGCAAACCUGUCAGAGAUGAAGAAGGAUCACAAGGCGGAGUAAUGGUUUAAGCUAAGAACUGAAAUUUUGGAUACUGCUUUUCAUAGGUAAAAUAUUGUACAUAGUGAAGUAUAAAUGUAAGCCAAACUUGACUCUUUGUGGAGGAUAUAGAGCAUUUUUGUUUCCAACUUUUCAAGUGGUUCGUUUAUGUAUAUGCACAUACUAGGUUAAGAUAUUAUAUUCAGAUAAUACAUCAAUGUUCUUA